AUGGGGCCUCACAAGCUCCCACUCGGGAUCUUUCCGCCGAUUGGAUCCGAUAGUCUUCUCCCGUCGUUUGGAGCGGGCUGCUUGAGGCUGCAAGAGGAGCUGGCGCAGCACAUGACAUAUGACAUUGGAGGAGAGUGCCCUGUGGAUGAUGUUUUUGCACAAAAGCUCACGCUUAAAGGGUGCGAGCCACUUCCUCGACGGAGAUGUCACCCGAAAUCUCCUUCGGGUUACAAGGAGCCAACCCCAUUUCCAGACAACCUUUGGUCAACCCCGCCGGAUAGCAGCAUCAUCUGGGAGCCUUACACUUGCAAGAACUACAAGUGCCUCAUUGACAGGAAGAACAAGCCGGGUUCAUAUGACUGCAAGGACUGUUUUGAAUUGGAGGGUAGGGAGAAAAACCGCUGGCUUUAUGACAAUGGAGGGCUGGAUUAUGCAAUAGACCAAGUUUUGGGGACGAAGCCAAAGGGGACAAUUAUUAUAUCAUCAUACAUAUAA
Molecule: messenger RNA, 495 nt
Organism: Morus notabilis
Lineage: Eukaryota; Viridiplantae; Streptophyta; Magnoliopsida; Rosales; Moraceae
Exons: 1
Coding region: 1-495 (164 amino acids)
Source: RefSeq, a predicted model, not a curated record